AUGAUUGUGCGGUAUGCCGCCGUUUUCUUUCUCUCUCUCUUCCUCCUUUCAGGGACCUACGCCGCAGUACCCGAGUACCGGAUCUCCCCAUCUAACUCGUCAUACCAGAUUUCGCCCAAGGCCAUUGUGUCCGACGCAUGCGCCUCCUACUCGACACUCGACAAACUGAACAUAAAGGUCAAACCUCUUAUCGACGACCUCACGAGAUCGACCGACUUCUUCUCGCACUACCGACUGAACCUCUUCCACAAGAAGUGCCCCUUCUGGGACGACGAAAAUGGCAUGUGCGGUAACAUCGCUUGCGCCGUCGAGACGCUCGACAACGAGGAGGACAUCCCCGAGGUCUGGAGGGCGAGCGAGCUGGGGAAACUUGAGGGCCCGCUGGCGAAACACCCCCCCAAGAGGGUACAGCACGAGCGUCCCGAGCGGCCCCUGCAGGGAAAGCUGGGCGAGGAGGUCGGCGAGAGCUGCGUGGUGGAAUACGACGACGAAUGCGACGAGCGAGAUUAUUGCGUACCCGAGGAUGAAAGCGCGAGCUCCAAGGGCGACUACGUGAGCCUCCUUCGCAACCCCGAGCGUUUCACCGGAUAUGCUGGCUUCGGCGCCGCCCAGGUCUGGGACGCCAUCUACCGGGAGAACUGCUUCCAGAAGAGCUCCUUCCCGCACUCGGCGUCCCUGGGACAGUCGCAGGCCACGCACAAGGGUCCCGCAGCGCAGGAUUUCAGGCAGGUUCUCGAAGCAGUCGGGCGACAGCAGGCACUCGAGCAGAUGCGCGAGACGCAGCCCAACGCCCCGUUCGUGGCCCAGUCCGGUCUCGAGGUCGAGGACGAGUGCCUCGAGAAGCGCGUCUUCUACCGCGUCAUCUCGGGCAUGCACGCGAGCAUCAGCACACAUCUCUGCUGGGACUUCCUCAACCAGACCACCGGUCAGUGGCAGCCCAACGUGGCCUGUUACCGGAGCCGUCUGCACACCCACCCGGAGCGCAUCAGCAACCUGUACUUCAACUACGCCCUCGUCACCCGCGCCGUCGCCAAGCUGGGCCCCUACCUCCAGGGCCGCGAUUACACCUUCUGUUCGGGUGAUAUCGACCAGGACGCCGCAACGCGGGCCAAGGUCCUCGAGGUGACGGAGUCUGCGGCCAGCGUGCCCCAGAUCUUCGACGAGAGCCUUAUGUUCAAGAACGGUGAGGGCCCGUCGCUCAAGGAGGACUUCCGCAACCGCUUCCGCAAUGUCAGCCGCGUCAUGGACUGCGUUGGCUGCGACAAGUGCCGCCUCUGGGGCAAGCUGCAGACCGCCGGCUACGGCACUGCGCUCAAGGUCCUCUUCGAGUUCGACAACGCUAGCGAGGACAUUCCCUUGCUGAAGCGCACCGAGCUUGUCGCUCUCUUCAACACGUACGCCCGGAUCAGCAGCUCCAUCGAUUCCAUCAACAAGUUCCGCGCCAUGGUCGACUCGGAGGACGCCCUCGCCGCUGCGUCUGCCGCUGCCCCUGAAUUUCCCCAGUUCACCCCCGAAGGCAUCCCCGACCGGGCGAAGAAGCCGCACCACGUGGUGACGCCGCCCGUGGCGGAGACCAAGAAGCAAGAGGAGCCAGAAGACGAGUACGACGAGGAGAAGCCGCGACGUGAGGAAACGGUCAUGGAUGAGCUUGAGGUAGAGGUCAGGCGCGUCGUCAAGGCGUUCAAGUUCGUCAUGGGCCGUUGGCUUGCAUUCCCCAAGACUUUUGUCAACGUGAUCGUCAUUGAGCUGGUCCGGUUCUACCAGUUCUUCGUCGGUCUGCCCGUUAAUGAAAGGAACUGGAGCUUCGAGCGACCUGACUUGGACGAGUUGUAA
Colletotrichum spaethianum is the source of this 1833-nucleotide messenger RNA. RefSeq names its product endoplasmic reticulum oxidoreductin-1. Gene Ontology annotation, biological process: protein folding in endoplasmic reticulum. The transcript is spliced from 2 exons. Gene Ontology annotation, molecular function: thiol oxidase activity; protein-disulfide reductase activity; FAD binding. The record is from RefSeq and is a predicted model, not a curated record. Lineage: Eukaryota; Fungi; Ascomycota; Sordariomycetes; Glomerellales; Glomerellaceae. Bases 1 to 1833 code for a protein of 610 amino acids. Gene Ontology annotation, cellular component: endoplasmic reticulum; endoplasmic reticulum membrane.